CUAGCUGGGAGCUAUGCUCCCGCGCUAUCGUCAUGGAUCCCCUUCUUAGCAGCUCGUUGGUAGGGCAUGGCGUGAGAAGCAUUGAUCUCCACAGCAAGCUAUUGCUACUCGGUGGAUUUAGUUAUGGCAGUAGUCCAGGAAUCCAGAAAAUUUCAUCUGCGCGGAGGUUCAAGGCUUCUGGAUCAUCCGCAGCGGCGGAUAAGCUCAUCGACGAUCGCAGCGCCGAGGAUUCACCAGUUAGCUCCUCGAUUGGAGUGAAGGAGCCGGUCUACGAGGUUCUACAAGUGGAUCCCAGAGGGAAUGUGAUCAAGAAAGAAGUUAGCCGGCGACAAUUGCUAAAGACCAGCGGUUUGAGGCUACGUGAUAUAAGGAGCGUAGACCCGUCGCUAUGGGUCACAAACUCGAUGCCAUCCUUACUGGUACGAGACAAUGCGAUAUUGUUGAACCUCGGUAGCUUGAGAGCAAUUGCUACUCCCGAAAGUGUUCUUCUCUUCGACCACAAGAACAUUGGUGCACAGCUGUUCCUGGAGACCAUCGUUCAGCGACUUAACGUAGAAAAUUCUGGAAGCGUGUCAAUGCCCUUUGAGCUUGAGGUAAUCGAAGCAGCAUUGAUUUCCAGAACGCAGAGGCUGGAACAAACCUUGAUGAAGGUUGAACCUAAAGUGUUGGCGUUGCUGGAAAUAUUGCCAAAUAAACUCACAGGGGAUGUUCUGGAGGACCUUCGAGUUAGCAAGCAAUCACUGGUGGAACUCAUAGCGAAGUCAGACGCUCUGAGACAAAUGCUUCUCGACUUGCUUGAAACUCCACAGGACAUUCGUAGGAUGGCGAUCCUCGGGCGCAAUUGCAGACUGGGCAAUAACGGGUCAUUCGAAUGCGUCGUAUCAGCUGAUAAGCAAAUCGCCGAAGACGAAGAAGAGGAGAUCGAGAUGCUUAUAGAAAACUACCUGCAACGAAGCGAGUCAUGUCACGGCCAAGCGCAAAAGCUCCUUGAUUCCGCUAGAGAGAUGGAGGACUCCAUUGCUGUAAACUUGAGCUCCAGACGGCUUGAAGUUGGUCGCCUGGAACUCUUGCUCCAGGUAGCAACAUUCUGCUCGGCCCUGGGUGCUCUCAUCGCAGGGCUCUUCGGGAUGAACUUGAGAUCCUAUUUGGAAGAACGCACUUACGCGUUUUGGCUCACCACGGGGGGAAUAAUCGUCGGGGGCAUCAUGCUGUUCUUGAUGAUGUACAAUUAUCUCAAACAGCGACGGAUUCUCUAAGAGGUACUUUUCAGUUUCUUCGUUUCUUCGCACACAUUUAUAAAAGCUGUGCAAGUGAUUGCGAUGAC
This is a messenger RNA of Selaginella moellendorffii, 1324 nucleotides long. Its product is annotated as magnesium transporter MRS2-11, chloroplastic. Bases 33 to 1256 code for a protein of 407 amino acids. The record is from RefSeq and is a predicted model, not a curated record. Gene Ontology annotation, biological process: magnesium ion transport. The transcript has 13 exons. Lineage: Eukaryota; Viridiplantae; Streptophyta; Lycopodiopsida; Selaginellales; Selaginellaceae. Gene Ontology annotation, molecular function: magnesium ion transmembrane transporter activity.